Messenger RNA from Caretta caretta (loggerhead turtle), 3665 nucleotides. RefSeq names its product aryl hydrocarbon receptor repressor (gene AHRR). The record is from RefSeq and is a predicted model, not a curated record. Gene Ontology annotation, biological process: response to xenobiotic stimulus; xenobiotic metabolic process; regulation of transcription by RNA polymerase II. Gene Ontology annotation, molecular function: transcription cis-regulatory region binding; nuclear receptor activity; protein dimerization activity. Gene Ontology annotation, cellular component: aryl hydrocarbon receptor complex; nucleus. NCBI's taxonomy places the organism in Eukaryota, Metazoa, Chordata, Testudines, Cheloniidae.
AAUGAUUCCACCAGGGGAAUGUCUAUAUGCUGGGAGGAAAAGGAGGAAACCCAUUAAGAAACAAAGGCCUGCCGUUGGGAAUGAAAAGUCUAAUCCUUCUAAGAGACAUAGGGACCGUCUGAAUGCUGAAUUAGAUCAUCUGGCCAGCCUCCUGCCUUUUCCACCGGACAUAAUAUCCAAGUUGGACAAACUUUCUGUCUUGCGCCUUAGUGUCAGCUAUCUCCGGGUCAAAAGCUUCUUUCAAGCCAUUCAAGAAAAACACUUUAGAAAGCAAGCUGGUCACACAAUAAAAGACUACGUAUCCAGUGAGACUGCCAUACCAGAAGGUGGACUUCUACUAGAAUCACUGAAUGGCUUUGCCUUGGUGGUGAGUUCAGAUGGAAUGAUAUUUUAUGCAUCAUCAACUAUUGUGGACUAUCUAGGCUUUCAUCAGACUGAUGUAAUGCACCAAAAUAUAUACGAUUACAUUCAUGUGGAUGAUCGCCAAGAUUUCUGUAAACAACUGCACUGGGCCAUGAAUCCUCCACAACUGGUAUCUGGACAACAACUGCAGACAGAAACAGGAGAAGAAUACAUUCUCGGUAAGAUGUUUAAGGCACAAGAGUGUGACAGCAUGCCAACAGAUUAUUCUUCCUUUUUAACUCGUUGUUUCAUCUGUCGAGUCCGCUGCCUGUUGGACAGUACUUCCGGUUUCCUUACAAUGCAGUUUCAAGGUAAACUGAAGUUUCUCUUGGGACAAAAGAAGAAGUCCUCUUCAGGAACAAUAUUACCCCCUCAGUUGUCCUUAUUCUGCAUAGUGGCACCACUUCUGCUCCCUUCUAUGACAGAGCUGAAGAUGAAAAGUCUGCUUGUGAAAGCGAAACACAAAGCUGAUGAUGCAGCCACAAUGGAUACAAAUUCAAAAGCUAUUUCAGGUCUAUGUGAAACAGAAUUACAAGGAAGAACCAGUUACCAUGAAGGUGCAGCUUUCACUAAUGUGUUACAAAAUGCUGAAAACCAGAUCAAAGCAAACAAUGGAGAAAAUGGCAUUUCUCUAUUCAAAGUACUAACAAAUGAAGAUCACUGGGUCUGGGUACAAGCUAAUACUCAAGUUCUGUACAGGACUGGCUGUUCAGAAUACGUCAUUGCCUCACAGCAAGCUCUAAAGGAAGAAGAUGUGCACCUGAAGGUACCAAAGAACAUCACAAGUUUGAAAGGACAGAAGGAAGCACUUAACUAUAACUGUGCCAUUGAAACUUUGGGACAGAUGAAGCAUCUUAACUGGACAACUGUAAAAAAUGAACAGGAUAGCAUAAAAGUGAAGUUUGAACCUAAGACAAAUGACAAGUGUUUCAUGCAAGAGGAAUCUCUCAAUUCUAACACAUUACUUUUAGGUGUUCAAAACAACUGCAACACAAACAACAUUUGGACUUUAAAAAAUUCAUCAAGUUCUUGUUCUGUAAAUCAACGCAUGAAUACAUGUCCGAGCAGAAAAGUUGGACCAUUCUGUAACAGAGAUCAAAGUCUUUUAAAUUUAGCAUCAACCUGUCCUUCCCACUGGGGUACUACAGAAAAUUGCCAGUCUUAUUCAGGCUUACAGCAAUUUACAGUGGAGAACUACACUACAGAUCCUGUGAAAUUACAACGUCCACUGAUGUACCCAGAAACUCUAUAUGACACAGUAUUUCCUCUAGAUAUUCCCAUCAAAACUGAAUAUGAUUCUGAUUCUGAAAAUGUAGCUGAUAGCUACAUGAUGUCACAAAGUCGAGUCUGGCUGGAUGAGAAUGGUAUGGUGAAAAAGCAGCUGAUUGGCUACCCUAACAUGGUGCACCUUAAAACAGAAUCGGACCUCAGUGAGCAACUGUCUCCUUGUCAAAAACCAACGCACUGUGUUUACACACCGCAUAAUUGGCAAUGCAUUGUAACAAAUCAUACCAACAAUAUGAAUAUAAACAGACCAUGUAAAGGGUUACAUAACAAAGAGAUGACACAGGUUUGCCCCCAGAACUCUGCAUGUUUGGAAAGCAUCCAUGACUUUCAGCCUACAGACUUCUACAAUCAGUUCUAUAACCCCAAUUCAGUAGAAGAGAAAGAGCAGAAUAACCAGAUUUUUAAGAUGCAAUGUGAGUUUAAAAAUCCCUGCUUGGUUCACACAAUCAAGCGUGAACCCUUGGAUUCUCCACCGUUGUCUGAUAAUGGGCAGGAUGGAAUAGAGAUGAUCUUCCCUGAAAAUGCAUUACCAGGUCCUGUGUCUCAUAAAACAACCGAAUGUACAUUUUUACAAUAGAUUUUGUAGCAUCUGGAAUAUUUAUGAUAUUGAAAAACAAGAAAAAGUUGUAGAUUAUCUUCCUGUUGGACUACAUGAGUAACUACAAUUAAAAACCAAAGGGAAAAGAUUUAAAAAAAUAUUACUCUCUUUGGGAUCUUUGGAAAUGGAGUGAAGUAAAACCACAUAUAUCAUGGUAAAGUGCUAAUUCAGACCUCCUUUAGGUGUACCAAUUUAACUUUUUCAAGCUUCCCUUCGUAUCUGUUGUAUAUAUGAAUGUAUUAUUAAUGUAUAACUAUAUCUUCCUCUUGCCUUGUUCUAUUGUUCAUGGCAUGAUGUGGGUGAAAUCCUGGCCCCACUGUGAAGUCAAUGGCAAAACUCCUAUUCACUUCACUGAGACCAGCCUUUCAACCUGUGAAUCUAAGGUUUAUAUUUUUAGUUUUAGUUUCUCAGCUAUUGCCUUCUCCCCACAUUAAUUUAAUCACCUUCAGGCAAGGGCUUCUCAAACUACAAUCGCUUAAUUUAAAGGAAGACCAUUAUAGUGAUAGACUCAGGGACCUCAAUCUAUUUAGCCUGACAAAUAGAAGGUUAAAGAGUGAUCUGAUCACAGUCUAUAAGUACGUAUACGGGGAACACAUAUUUAAUACUGGACUUUUCGGUCUAACAGACAAAGGCAUAACAUGAUCCAAUGGCUAGAAGUCGAAGGAGGACUAAUACAGACUGAAAAUAAGGCAUAAAUUUUUAAACAGCGAGAGUAAUUUCAAAGGAUUGUGGUGGAUUCUCCAUCAUUGGCAAUUUGAAAUCAAGUUGGGAUGUUUUUCUCACAGGAAUGCUCUAGGAAUUAUUUAGGGGAAAUUCUAUGGCUUGUGUUAUACAGGAGGUCAGACUAGAUGAUCACAAUGAUCCUGUCUGGUCUUGGAAUCUACGAAUCUGUUAACUCAAAAUCCAGUCACCUUACAAAAACAAGCUACAAUUAUUUUCAGUUACUAUACCUCUUCUUUAGUUACCCUGACAAUUUUUAUGUUUUACCAAUCACAUUUCCUAUAUUAAAAAUAUUAAUCUCUCCCCUGUUGCUGUUUGGAAGAUCCACAUAAAAAAGAAGAAAAUUUGACUAAUUAUCCAUUAUACAGGGGAGAUGGUGACACACAAAUUCAUACACUUACAAAAAUUGUGUUACGUGUACAAUUAAUAGGAAAAAAAUCAGACAAAUGUUUUUAAUUUGAUGAUGUCCCUUUAAUUGAUCACUAUGCUGUCCUCUGACUUCAUGACUAGUUCCCAUGCCUUCAGGUGAUUAUGGGAACAAUUUUUCAAAAGCACCUAGGAGUAUAUCUGCAUGGCAAUAAAAGACCCACUGACCCAGAUCAGCUGAUCUCGGGCUCAUGGAACUUAGGGCUGCAGGGCUAUAAAACUGCAGUGUAGA